AUGGUUGAGCACCUGUGUAUGGCUCUUGGCCGUAUUUCAUUCGAUCUAAACAAUGACGUGUUAUGUGAUGAUAGGAGCAAGCCUCCAAAUUUGGUUGAUAAAGUGAAGAAUCUGAAAAGGAAGUUGAACAUUGUUGAAUUGAAUGAUUUGAAUCAAUUCAAGCUGAAAAUGGUUGGAAAUGAUGAAGGACUUGAUAAUGGUCAUCAUCGAUCCCCUAUUCUUUUAUCUGAUUACAUAAAUUGUGGUCACGCCAAUUGCAAUGAAUGUUCCACGUAUGGUAGAUCUGCGUCUAAUUUCAAAUCUACGCUUGAGAGGUCUUAUGGGAAUAUUUUGCCUUUGCAGGUUAGGGUGGGCAUUUGUGAAUUGUUUGUCAACCAUUGCAUGCAAUUAUCAUGCAAUCAGCAAAAGAUAUGUGAGAAAUUGAUUUUUGACAUUCUGAAGUUGCUUGAUAAUGUCUUACAUUCAAGUAUCAAAGGUGUGGGAGGUCAUUUUGAUAAGGCGAACAAUCAUGAUGAUCAUGAGGGUACAAUUUUUUAUGCCACGAAUAUGCCUCAAGGUUCUAGCAUUGGGAUUAAUAAAAUGACUAAUAAUGGGGAUGGAAAGUGUUUGAUGGACAAGAAAAAUAUGGAUCAUUUAAAUUGCAAAAUGAAAGUCUCUCUUCUUGAUGUGAGGGAUUCUUUUUGUUACAAAGGAGCAGCAAAAUUGCGUCCUUCGCAGCUUGCAGAAGCAUUUUUGGGUGUGCGUAAUGUUGAUUAUGUUCCAGACACCUUCUCCCCAACGCCUCCCUUGAAGUCAAUGUUGCCACCGUGCUUCAAGCAUAAUAUUGGACCCACAAAAUCUUCUACAACGAUUUCCGAUUGCGGUACUGCGAAGACUCCUCAAAGCUUCAUUGUUAAAAAUUCUUCAGCAACAACCAAUGUAUCUCAUGAAAUUAAAAUUAUGGGGGAGAGGAAAUUUAAUGAGAAGUUUAGGAGCAUGUGCAAAAAAUCUGACAAAAUGUAUGACAACUUGAUGUCCCUUAAGCAUAGUUAUCGCCGUGACAGUAGGGGUAUCAAUGAAGCUCAGGUUGUUAAUGACAAUGUUGGAGCUAACUGUUCUAUUAUCAACGAGCGAUAUUGCCCCAUACAGAAAUCCACACCACCUGCUGUCUCUAUUGAGCAGUUCAAUAACAGCUCAAAGUUUUGUGUCAUUAGGCAAGAGAUUAUGUACUACAUGGCUGUUUGCAGGCUCUCAAGCAGCAAAACCCACCAUGACUUUUAUUGUGUUGAUAUUGGUGGUUGUCAUGUGAAGUUCAGUUCUCUUGGCCAUUCUAUGGUUGCUGUUGGAAAAGUUGGUUCUUUUGUUAUGAAUGUGUUAUGCAGAAAGUUUUUUUAG
Molecule: messenger RNA, 1374 nt
Organism: Phragmites australis (common reed)
Lineage: Eukaryota; Viridiplantae; Streptophyta; Magnoliopsida; Poales; Poaceae
Exons: 10
Coding region: 1-1374 (457 amino acids)
Source: RefSeq, a predicted model, not a curated record